CUUGCCAGCCUGACUUUGGAAACCUUGACUAUUUUGUGUGUUACUUUCAUUACUGAGAUCAGCCUAGUGGCAGCUGGCCAUGACUGCUACCCUGUGCUGUUUGUCUAUGAUUCAAGUAAAACAGCCCUGUCUUUUGGUGGGAAACUGGAUGUGCCCAAGCAGAGUGCUCAGAAGGGUAUGACAGCCAGAGAGCUCUUUCAGAACCUGGACAAGAAAGCCACCACUGACAGCAAGGAAGCAGUCCUGGAGCCUGUGCACAAGAACAGCAUCAGCCAAAUCUCAAUUCUUGGUGGGGUAAAAGCCAAGUGUACGAUUCUGCACCAGGAUGGAGGCAUGGCAAUUUGGGAUGUAAAAACCCUCGCAUCUGAAAUGAAGGACCUCAAGAUUAUUUAGUGCAAGAAAUCAAAGCGUACACCAGAACCAAAUCUCAAUGCAAAUUGCUUGCUUUUUUAAUCAUCUUUUGUCAAUUGUCUUGACAUUUUCAUAUAUAUAUAUAUAUAUAUAUACUGUAUAUUUUGUUCAAUGCUUAUAGUGAUAUAAGGAUGCUGAUAAGCAUUUGGAAACAGGUUCUGGAUGAACCAAGAGCUGUUUAUUGAUCCAUUUUCUGAAUAUAUAUGCUGGUCAUAGACUGCUUUUCUGUUUUUAAUUAUUACAGGUACCUUGCCUUAAACCUCAAUACUGCAGUUGAAAUUAAUAAAUAUGAUUACAUACUGAGGUGCAGCAUUCUGAAUGUUAAAUUGCAAAUAUUUAUGAGAUCCGGGACACAACAAUGCAGAUUAUCUACCGGUUGAAUUAACAUGGACAAUCAGUACACCACACUAAAUUUAAUUAAAAACAAAUUAAAAAUAUGUGCUGAAACUGUUACUCAACAUGAUUUAUAUGUAUAGACGAUUAAACAUUUUCAACAGAGGAUUGAUUUAAUCUUUAUAUGGAACAAUGUAUUGUUUUUUUUUUUUUUUUUUACAAAAA
Myxocyprinus asiaticus (Chinese sucker) is the source of this 969-nucleotide messenger RNA. Its product is annotated as actin-related protein 2/3 complex subunit 1B-B-like. NCBI's taxonomy places the organism in Eukaryota, Metazoa, Chordata, Actinopteri, Cypriniformes, Catostomidae. The record is from RefSeq and is a predicted model, not a curated record. The transcript has 4 exons. Gene Ontology annotation, cellular component: Arp2/3 protein complex; actin cytoskeleton. Gene Ontology annotation, molecular function: actin filament binding. The annotation marks the transcript as partial. Gene Ontology annotation, biological process: Arp2/3 complex-mediated actin nucleation.